UAUUAUGCUUGAGAAUGGUGCUAUAAUUUAGUUUCAGAUUUUCUUCUCGUUGAUAAGUUACACUCGUCUUAUGCGCCGUAUUCAAGUAAAGGAUAAUGGGGAUCAAGUGGCAUGCACACUGUAUUUUACAUCUACUAUUCUUUAUUUUAAAUUUUCAAACAAAUAAUGCUGCAGUGAAGCGGAGUAUAGAUAUGUCCGCUGCGUACUCCCUCAAUACAGAUGAUCGUUUACCAAAAAGUGUGUUACCAAUCAGCUAUGAAAUUCACUUAGAGCCUAACUAUGAAGAGUGCACAUUCAGCGGACUUAUCAAAAUAAAAUUGAGCUGGGCUGCAGAUUCGAAAAAGAUUUCGUUGCAUGCUCAUCAUGACUUAAACAUUAAUGACAGAAAAAUUAAGAUGCACAAAAUUAACCAGAAAUACGGUGAUGAAAAUUCUACAGACUAUGUGGCGGUGCUGAGAGGCAGUCGAAUUCCAAAAAAAAAUAUUUAUGUAGUAUACCUAAAAGAAACAAUUAUGCAAGGUACCGAGUGUAUUUUGGAAAUACCUUUUGAUGGAAACAUUUGGAGUAGUGCGGAGGGGUUUUUCACAGGAUCCUAUGAGAACACAACAUAUUUUGCUACUAACCUGCGAUUAAAUAAUGCACAUCGCUUAUUUCCCUGCUUUGAUGAGCCCGGAUUCAAGGUACCGUUUAUUUUCUCAAUUACAAGACCGAAAGAAUUGGUUGCGCUCUUUAAUACACCUUUAAAUCAAAGCACCGAGCACCCAAAAUUAAAUGAAUAUGUUAUCGACUUUUUUUGAAAAAACGCCACCAAUGUCAACAUUCACAUUUGGAUUUUUCAUAUCAGCCCUUCAACUAUACAAGAAUACAAAUAUCACGACGUCCUCUCAACCUAUUAUUCAGAUGUGGACUUUGAAAGACGACGAAAAUCAAUUAGAGGAAACGUAUAUAAAGAUUGUCACUAUUUAUAACAAAAUUAAACAUUAUUUUGGGACACAUAUUCCCCUAUCGAAAAUUGAUGUGGUUUGCAUACCUGACUUGCCUCUAGCCCGACCUGUGGAUAAUUGGGGAUUGUUACUU
Drosophila nasuta is the source of this 1077-nucleotide messenger RNA. RefSeq lists its product as uncharacterized. The record is from RefSeq and is a predicted model, not a curated record. The transcript is spliced from 7 exons. Gene Ontology annotation, cellular component: membrane; cytoplasm. Lineage: Eukaryota; Metazoa; Arthropoda; Insecta; Diptera; Drosophilidae. The coding region runs from base 96 to 797 and encodes 233 amino acids.